GCGUCCCGCCACGUCAGUCUGCGGCCCGGAGCCAAUCCUGCGCUUGGCUUGCGGUGAGGGGGCCGUGUUCGUGCCGGGAAGUGGCUCUGGGAGAAAAGAGGCCUCUUUCCUCACCCUCUUCAGGAGCAGCGCCCCGACAGCCUGCCAGGGCCCGCUCGGGUCCUCUUGCUGGCCAGAGAUCGAGUACCAUUGACUCCCUCCGGCGAAGUACGGCCAGUUUGUUUGUUCGAAGAAGCUUUGUGUGCCUGGUGUUGGAAUCUCAGAUCCAGGCUACGAAGAAUUUCGAAGCCUGGAAAAUAGCAAUUGUGUGUUUCUAAAGGCUCUGCCUCUAACCUAGCAUUACAAAUCACAAUGAAGAACCAAGACAAAAAGAAUGGGGCUGCCAAACAGUCCAACCCCAAAAGCAGCCCGGGGCAACCGGAAACAGGACCAGAGGGAGCCCAGGGACGGCCCGGCCAGUCGGCACCUGCGACAGAAGCUGAAGGUUCCACCAGCCAGGCGCCUGGGAAGACGGAGGGGGCUCAAGCCAAAGCUGUUCAGUCUGGGGCCCUUCGUGAUGUCUCAGAGGAACUGAGCCGCCAGUUGGAAGACAUACUAAGUACAUACUGUGUGGACAACAAUCAGGGGGGCCCAGGUGAGGACGGAGCACAGGGUGAGCCAACUGAACCUGAAGAUGCAGAGAAGUCCCGGACAUAUGCAGCAAGGAAUGGGGAACCUGAAUCAGGGACCCCAGUCGUCAAUGGCGAGAAGGAAACCUCCAAGGGAGAGCCAGGCACGGAAGAAAUCCGGGUGAAUGACGAGGUUGGAGACCGUGACCACCGAAGGCCACAGGAGAAGAAGAAAGCCAAGGGUCUGGGGAAGGAGAUCACAUUGCUGAUGCAGACACUGAACACGCUAAGCACCCCAGAGGAGAAGCUGGCAGCACUGUGCAAGAAGUAUGCUGAACUGCUGGAGGAGCAUCGGAACUCACAGAAGCAGAUGAAGCUCUUGCAGAAGAAACAGAGCCAGCUGGUGCAAGAGAAGGACCACCUGCGCGGUGAGCACAGCAAGGCUGUCCUGGCCCGCAGCAAGCUUGAGAGCCUAUGCCGUGAGCUGCAGCGGCACAACCGCUCCCUCAAGGAAGAAGGUGUGCAGCGGGCCCGAGAGGAAGAGGAAAAGCGCAAGGAAGUGACCUCACAUUUCCAAGUGACACUGAAUGACAUUCAACUGCAGAUGGAACAGCAUAAUGAGCGUAACUCCAAACUGCGCCAGGAGAAUAUGGAAUUGGCUGAGAGGCUUAAGAAACUGAUUGAGCAGUAUGAGCUGCGAGAAGAGCAUAUUGACAAAGUCUUCAAACACAAGGACCUGCAGCAGCAGCUGGUGGAUGCCAAGCUCCAGCAGGCUCAGGAGAUGCUGAAGGAGGCAGAGGAACGACACCAGCGGGAGAAGGACUUUCUCCUGAAAGAAGCAGUGGAGUCCCAGAGGAUGUGUGAGCUGAUGAAGCAGCAGGAGACCCACCUGAAACAGCAGCUUGCCCUGUACACAGAGAAGUUUGAAGAGUUCCAGAACACACUUUCCAAAAGCAGUGAGGUAUUCACCACGUUCAAACAGGAGAUGGAAAAGAUGACUAAGAAGAUCAAGAAGCUGGAGAAAGAAACUACCAUGUACCGGUCCCGAUGGGAGAGCAGCAACAAGGCCCUGCUUGAGAUGGCUGAGGAGAAAACACUUCGGGACAAAGAGCUGGAGGGCCUGCAGGUGAAAAUCCAGCGGCUUGAGAAACUGUGCCGGGCACUGCAAACAGAGCGCAAUGACCUGAAUAAAAGGGUACAGGACCUGAGUGCUGGUGGCCAGGGCCUCCUCACUGACAGUGGCCCUGAGCGGAGGCCAGAGGCUGUCGCUGUCUCCAAGGAGCAGGCUAGCGAGGGACCUGGGGUUCAAACACCCAGCUCCCCAAGAGCCACAGAAGUUCCUGGCUGCUCAGGAACACCGACCACAGAAGGAUCAGUCCAUACAGGGCCCCAGGAGCCCACCUCUGCCACUGCCUAGGGAGCCUGGUGCUUGGGGUGUGCUGGGAAGGGAGCAGCAGCUCAGCCAGGCCUGGUCCAUACAAGGCUCCCAUGCGAAGCAGCCCAGUGCUGAGGCCAGGGUAUUCUGACCUAGCUGGUAUCUGACACUUGGCAAUUUUGGAUUUUGUGGGUCAGUUUUCCAUAUAUAUGACAUAUGUGCAAGACCUCAUGCAUUUAUGUCUGUAAGUGUACAUUGGGCUUGCAUUGAGGGUGGGGUGUACAGAUGGAGUCAGUGGCUUCUCUGUGAGCUGAAGAAUCUUGCAGAGGAGGUGUCGUCUGUAGCUGCCAUCAUAGUGAGCUGGCAGGACAAGUGACUUGAGCAUUUCCCUGCCUAAUUUGAGACUCAGACCCCUCCCAGCCCUUCAGAACUCAUGACAGGUGAUAUACCCAGGCCGGACUGCAUUCUUUUGUGAGCAAGGCUCAGACAGCUUGGGUUCUCCUAGCUCCCCUGGAGGUUCCAUUGCUUUCUGUGGCCUGGGAAUGGUGUCCGUGCUCAAGAGUCUUGGCAGGGCACUUGGAGUUGGUGGUUGAGCUGCUUUCCUGACUAGGACAAGGCACCUGGAGAAUGUUCCUGUGUGGGAUGAUAUGCUGGUUGGGAGCCCCUUGGGCACUGCUUCCCCUGCCCUCUGAUAGUGCCAGGACCAGGCCAACGUUGCUUCUCAGUAGCCUUAUCAUUCACAGGUGCCUCUCUAGCCUGCACAAAUGAUUGACGAGAUCGCCCAAAGGAUUCUUUCUGAAGGUUUUUUGUUUUGUACGUUGACAGUUCAUACUGAGGAUCUUCUGAGGAAGGAAGGAGGGUGCUGUAGCAGUGGUACUGGGUGCCUGGCCUCCAUUGUCCUACCCCUCACCAUCCCACCUGGCUCCCUUGCCAUGUUGGUGCUGAGGUUUCCUAUUUAGGAAGAUGAGAUUAUUUGUUAAGAGAAAGGAAAGAGCUUCUGAUGGCUUUACCACAAGCUUGCCUAUGGGUUUCAAUCCUGGGAGGCCACUACUGAUACCUACCACCACUGUCUCCAUGCAGCAGCAGCUGGGCCCCAGGGUCAGCUGCCCCCUUGGCUUUACGGGUCUGUUUCUGCUUCUCCCCACCCUCCAACUGUGCAAUCCUUGAGAUUUUCCCUGGCACCUCCUUGCCCAAAAAAUGAGUCCUUAGAAUUCCACCUCUUCUGUGUGGGAGCCCCCAGUUGUUGUCUGAUAAGUUCAGUAGACUGAACCCUGGAAAUCCACAAAAUGGCUGCAGACAGUUGUUUACCGCCACUACCCAGUACACAGUACUGUGUAGCAAGUUUGUAUGAUGAAAUUUCUUAUUGUACACCUGCCAGGGUGUUGGCCACUCUUUGUGCAGAGCAGUUUCUUGGGGCAACAGAAUGAGUCUUGGAAGUGGGGCUCUGCUGGGUUAGAGCUUCAGUGUACAUCUCUAGCUGGGCCUCUCAGCUCUAGUGAGCUAAGAGCCUCAGACCCAAAUAGGAUGGGUGGGGUUUUGCUUCUUGCUAUAUUUCUUUGAACUAGUUUAUUAUCCCACAGGUCCCUUCAUCUUCCACUAGCCCUUUAACUUAAAUCCCCCCAGAUAAAUAGGUUCAUGAAUAGUGUUAUGUAGUCCUGAAUCAUGUUGCAACUUAAGAGAUGGCAAAUGAAUUCCACCCCCAUUUCCUCGGGUAUCACUGAUUGACUUCAGAGUGUGUCCUGCUAACCCAUAGUAUAUUCUUAAUUCACUCAUGAUGCCUCAGCAACAGUAUAAGUGUUGAGACCUCUUUGCCAUCCUUGGCUCAGAUCUGCUCUCCUGUGGAGAAGUAUUUUCCCAAGGUCUUUUUCUUCCCUUCUUUGAAGUCCCUGUGUUUGGUAUGUUUCGUGCCUCUGCUGGCCCCAAUAAGACCUCCCUCCCCUGGCCCCUGUGUGCCAGGCUGAGGCAUAGAACUGUCAACCCCACAGAGGGUGUGCUAGAUUACAGAGGUGCAGGGAGGAGUCAGAGCUGCCUGCACCCUUGGAGAAAGUGGAAAGGUCUACAAUGGCCUACAUAAUUGCCUGCCUCACUUCAGCUACCUCUUAAAGCCCAUGGUGGGUUGGAGCUGUUGGAUCCCAGUGUGGUGGGAUGGGAGGCUACAGUGUGUAGGUGACCCUGACUGAACUCUCCAGGUAGGACCAGGUAGAACCUUGGCUCUUAGCUCCAUCCAUUUCUAGGCACCCAGACCAAUCUGUAGAUGGGAAUUUCGUUUUCUUCCUCUCCAUUGACCAAAUCUUACCAAUCACUACAGCUGCUCUGCUCGCUCUGCUUUCCAAAGUCAGCCUGGGUGCCACUCUUACUGGCCAAGAGUCUAGGCCAGAGGCAGGGGAAGUGGCCUUAUCCAUAAGUGAGGGCCAGUGCCUUCCUCACCCAGGUGAAUCCCAUGCACAUAACCUCAGUUUUAGGACCAAGAGCUGUGCUGGUUUCUUAGAUUGUUAGUUUUCCCUCCAGGGGACCACAGUAGGUGAGACUUGUUGCCUAGCCCUUGGCUGUGUGAACAGUAACUCAUGUUCAGGACCUUGUCCAGCUGAGAGCUUCAUGCACACAAGAUUUUGAGAGGUGUCAGCAGCACUUUUUGUUAUUUGUUUUCCAUGAGAUUUUUGGACCAUGGGCUGAGCUCAGGCACUUUGUGUACGAAUGUUAUUUCUGUAAAGACGGUUAUUUAAGCCUCCUCCACCCCCAUCAUGGUGGCCCUGCCGAGGACUGACUGAGAGGCCAGUGGAGCUGCCCUGUGCAGGGAGACUGAAGCCUGCUGAACUGCUGCUCCAGCCCUCACCUUGCACAGCACAGGGUUGGUCACUUGGGACAGCCAGACAACUGCCUGCUCUCCUCUGCCUGGGGAGGGGGCUGCCUGUGUCCCUGUAACUGCUUUCCUUUAUGGCCCAUCCUGGCCACCCAGAUUUGUCUGAAGUUGUGCUGACAGCUUUUUUUUUUUUUUUUUUUUUUU
This is a messenger RNA of Sciurus carolinensis (gray squirrel), 4987 nucleotides long. It is a transcript of the gene Txlna, whose product is annotated as taxilin alpha. The record is from RefSeq and is a predicted model, not a curated record. The coding region runs from base 352 to 2025 and encodes 557 amino acids. The transcript is spliced from 10 exons. Gene Ontology annotation, molecular function: syntaxin binding. NCBI's taxonomy places the organism in Eukaryota, Metazoa, Chordata, Mammalia, Rodentia, Sciuridae.